Messenger RNA from Fragaria vesca subsp. vesca, 777 nucleotides. Its product is annotated as putative lipid-transfer protein DIR1-like. Lineage: Eukaryota; Viridiplantae; Streptophyta; Magnoliopsida; Rosales; Rosaceae. Gene Ontology annotation, biological process: systemic acquired resistance. The coding region runs from base 142 to 468 and encodes 108 amino acids. The transcript has 2 exons. The record is from RefSeq and is a predicted model, not a curated record. Gene Ontology annotation, molecular function: fatty acid binding.
AAUGGCAUCAUAGGUGUGACUUCUGGGUAGGAUGGAAGUGCAUGGUGCAUGGACCUCAUCGAUUAUCUCCUAUAUAUUUGGUUUCAGAUUCCAUUCUCUGUAACAUUUCAGCAUAAUUAGUCAGUGCAGUUGAAAUCGAAGAUGAGGCACACUCGAAGCUCCAAGGUUUUUGCAACUUUUGUGCUUAUGUUAAUGAUGACAGGCUUGGGGGUGCAAGGUCAAGGCAAUAGUUGUGGUCUUACCUUUUUUGCAUCACUAAUUCAGCUAAUACCUUGUAGACCAGCAGUGAUUCCUUUUAGCCCCAUCCCACCAAGUGAGACUUGCUGCACUGCACUCAAAGCCUUAGGCCAGCCUUGCCUCUGUGUGCUGGUCAAUGGCCCUCCGAUAUCUGGCGUUGAUCGCAACAUGGCAAUUCAGCUCCCGGAGAAGUGCAGCGCCAACUUUGAACCAUGUUCAAUUACGAAUUAGGAGAUGAUGCAAAGAGCUGGGGAGUAUUAGGUCUGGAAUAAGUGCGUCUUUUAGAGUUAUAGGAAUCCAUCCUUUUGAUUUUGUAACAUUUAGUUAAUAAGAGAGGCUAUCUGUCGAAUCUUUUAAGCUUUGAUUUGAGAUCUGUACUCUAUUUUAGUUUAAUUUGUGUUGUAAUAGAUUGCUAGUUUAAUAAUGGUGUAUUUGCAAUGACAUUGAUUUCUGUCUCUCUCUGUUAUCACCACAUUUCCAUCCCUUGAGCUUGUUAUUAUAUCUAGCGGCAGUCACAUUUGACUCUCGAUAUUGAAAGGU